AGGUCUCUUGCGCAUGCGCAGUCUUCAUGACGAGGAUACGCCUUUGUGUUGAAAUCGAAAGUAAACUCUCGAUACUUACCGAAUGUAACUUCACAUUUCGAAGACUUAAAAACUGUCGUAAAAAUCUCAUUACGGCCUCGUGUCAGUCUGUCAUUAUGGAGAUCAGAGAGAGAUCUUCAUCUCCAGAUCACACCAGAGAGUCUCUGAAGAGCCACAGAUCCAUGAAUCCUCCUGAAUCCAGUGAUGAUCCAGUGACCUCUGACCCCAGGAUCUGCAGUCAGAGAUCUUCAUCUCCUGAUCACAGCUAUGUGUCUCUGAAGAGUGACGGAUCCAUGAUUGAUCCUCCUAAACUCAGUGAUGAAGCAGUGACCUCUGACCCCAGGAUCUGCAGUCAGAGAUCUUCAUCUCCUGAUCACAGCUAUGUGUCUCUGAAGAGUGACGGAUCCAUGUUUGAUCCUCCUAAACUCAGUGAUGAAGCAGUGACCUCUGACCCCAGGAUCUGCAGUCAGAGAUCUUCAUCUCCUGAUCACAGCUAUGUGUCUCUGAAGAGUGACGGAUCCAUGAUUGAUCCUCCUAAACUCAGUGAUGAAGCAGUGACCUCUGACCCCAGGAUCUGCAGUCAGAGAUCUUCAUCUCCUGAUCACAGCUGUGUGUCUCUGAAGAGUGACGGAUCCAUGAUUGAUCCUCCUAAACUCAGUGAUGAAGCAGUGACCUCUGACCCCAGCAGAGCAGAUGGAGAGCGAAGCGUCUCUGGAGGAGUCUCCUCUGUCUUCUGUCUGAACAACACGAGCGUUACAGCGUCUCUGAAUAAACAUGAUCAAGCAGUGAAUGAUGAACUACAGAGAGUCAAAGAGCAGCACAAAACCAGCAUGAAGAACAAGUAUGAGAGAUUAUGUGAGGGACUGAAACUCCAGGAGAAUGAAAGCCUCCUGAACAGCAUCUACACACAGCUCUACAUCAUAGAGGGAGAGAGAGAAGGAGUGAAUGAAGAACAUGAGGUUUUACAGAUGGAGAAAACAGCCAGAACACAACCCUCACAAGACGCUCCAAUCUACUGCAAUGACAUCUUUAAAGCCUCCGCUGAAGCAGGAUCUGAGGAGAAAGAGCAGAUCAAGACUGUUCUUACUAAAGGCAUCGCUGGAAUCGGAAAAACCGUCUCUGUGCAGAAGUUCAUUCUGGACUGGGCCGAGGGAAAAGCCAAUCAGGAUGUAGAUUUCAUGUUUGUGCUUCCAUUUCGAGAGCUGAACUUGAUCCGAGAUCAUCAGUACAGUCUUCACAGACUUCUGCUGGACUUUCAUCCUGAACUUCAAGAUCUGGACUCACAGAUUUAUGAGGAGUGUAAAGUUGUGUUCAUCUUUGAUGGUCUGGAUGAAAGCAGAAUCACACUGAUGUUUUCAGACGCUCAGAAAGUUUGUGAUGUGACUGAGACUUCAUCAGUGGCUGUGUUGAUGUCAAAGCUGAUGAAAGGAGAGCUGCUUCCCUCUGCUCUCAUCUGGAUCACCUCCAGACCAGCAGCAGCCAAUCAGAUCCCCUCCGAAUACAUCCACCGUCUGACAGAGAUUCAGGGAUUCACUGAGCCUCAGAAGGAGGAAUAUUUCAGGAAGAGAAUCAGUGAUGAGCAUCAAGCCAGCAGAAUCAUCUCACACAUCAGAAGAGCAAGAAGCCUCCACAUCAUGUGCCACAUCCCCGUCUUCUGCUGGAUCUCAUCCACUGUGCUUCAGAAGCUCCUGGAAGAAGAUCUGAGAGCAGAAAUCCCUCAAACUCUGACUGAAAUGUACAUCCACUUCCUGCUGAUUCAGAUCAACAUGAGGAAGCAGAAGUAUGAAGAGAGAGAUCCAGAGAAACUCCUGCCGUCCAACAGAGAAGUGAUUGUGAAACUUGCUGAAGUGGCUUUCAAACAGCUGAUGAAGGGCAAUGUGAUGUUCUAUGAGGAGGACCUGAUUGAGAGCAGCAUAGACGUCACUGACGCCUCAGUGUAUUCUGGGAUUUGCACUGAGAUCUUUAAGCAGGAAUCUGUGAUUCAUCAGAGGAAAGUCUACAGCUUCAUUCAUCUGAGCGUUCAGGAGUUUCUCGCUGCUUUCUAUCUGUUUUACUGCUACUUAACAAAGGACAAGAAAACACUGCGUGAAUUCAGAUUAUAUAGAUCUGUUAAAGUCUCUCUGUAUGAUCUACUAACAUCAGCAGUAGAUAAAACUCUGAAGAGUGAGAAUGGACGUCUGGAUCUGUUCCUGCGGUUCCUGCUGGGCGUCUCACUGGAGUCCAAUCAGAGACUCUUACAGGAUCUACUGAAACACACAGAGAACAGCUCAGAGACCAUCAGCAGAACCACACAGGACAUUAAAGAUGAGAUCAAAGAGGAAGAUGAUCUCUCAGCUGAUCAGUCCAUCAAUCUGUUCCUCUGUCUGCUGGAAGUGAAAGAUCAGACUCUGUUCAGAGAGAUUCAGGAGUUUGUGAAAUCAGACAAACACUCAGAGAAACUCUCUCCUGCUCACUGCUCAACAAUCUCCUACAUGCUUCAGAUGUCAGAGGAGCCUCUGGAUGAACUGAACCUCCAGAAAUACAACACAUCAGUUGUGGGGAGAAGAAGACUGAUACCAGCUGUGAUCAACUGCAAAAAAGCUGUGUGAGUGUUUCAUCAUCAACUAAACUAUCAUAUUUAAUAAUGAAUCUGACUCCUUUACAAUAAAUGUUCCUGAAUGAGAGAUUUUCUCCUGAAUAACAGAAUCUUAAAGGAGUCAGGACAGGUGUUUUUAAUCCAGUAGAUAUUAGAGUAAAGCCUGUGUUAGCGGCGCGGGUAAAAACAACCCCAUCACAUGAGAAACUGGUUCAUUAAAUCAGCAGCAGCUGCAGCAAAGAGACGCUCCACACAUUGAUCAGUAAAGCUGACCUUCAGACAUUUCACUUGUGCUUGAAGUGUCUGACUCUUUACUGGACAACACUAGACACUAUUUUACAUUAUUAUACAUUUAAAGAGAGACGCAGUAUGCCAUAAAAUAGUAUUUCUGUGAAGGACUACAGAACAAGCUCUGAUUCACAACAUUAGUGUCCAAACACAGAAAUAAAACCCGGUCUAUUCACCUUAUUCCGCCCCGCCCACUUUUAAUACUUCGCAUUUCCGCAUUUUGUCAUCCGACUUCCGCUAAACCGAUACGGCACGUCCGGUUACUAGUUUAGUAGUUGUACGAUUGUUUAUAGUUUGCUAUAACUGUGGAGAAAUUACAAAGAACGUUAUUUUAUAAAUUGGGAGCACGAUGAAAACGUCUUACGACGAUCAAAUGGUCUCAAAUUGUCCCAUCCAUCGUCGCUGUUAACGUGGGUAAUGUUAGACGAUAUGAAGAAGUGGCCAGAGUUAACCUAUAUAUUUAACUGCCCUGUCAGGAGGAGUUGAUGGAGCA
This is a messenger RNA of Carassius auratus (goldfish), 3395 nucleotides long. RefSeq names its product NLR family CARD domain-containing protein 3-like. Lineage: Eukaryota; Metazoa; Chordata; Actinopteri; Cypriniformes; Cyprinidae. The record is from RefSeq and is a predicted model, not a curated record. The coding region runs from base 27 to 2627 and encodes 866 amino acids. The transcript has 7 exons.